CACUGGUCACUGCGAGAAGGUGAUGAUGCAAUGCCGUUAGGUAUCGUUUGGGGAAAAAAAAAUAUUUGGAAAAUUGGAGAGCCACCAAAUUGCUUCAUUGUGAAGUAAGAAGUCGCCCUUAUGGUCAUCAUCUUGAGCCAAUCAGCCCAAACGGGCCACUAACAGCCAAAGUAAUGCCAUAUUCUCCAGGCUGCCAUCCAUCAAACCAAUUAAUUAAUUUUAUUAUUAAUCCUUCCCUGACCUCCACUCCCUUUCACUCUCCUCCAUUCCUUAUACGGCACUUCACACCUCCACUCCAAAUCAAGCCCCCCACCAACCUCUAAACUCUAUCUCCGUUCGGCAAUGGAUUUUUCAACCUCCGACGACCACUCCGAGCCCGUCAGGGAGUUCCUCCCUUUCCUCCGCAUCUACAAAGACGGCACCGUCCAGCGCCUCACGGGGACCAAAAUCGUCCCGCCUUCUCUCCACGACCCCAAAUCCGCCGUCCAAUCCAAAGACGUCCGGUACUACUCCUCUUCCUCCGCCGGCGGGGAUGUCAUUCUCCGAUCCAGGAUCUAUCUCCCGAAGCAGACCGCGCCGGGGGAGAAGCUCCCUGUCUUGGUCUACUACCACGGCGGCGCCUUCCUAAUCGAAUCCGCCUUCUCACCGAUCUACCACAAUUACCUCAACACUUUAGUCGCCGAGGCCAAUGUCAUCGCCGUCUCCGUCGACUACCGGAGAGCCCCCGAGAACCCACUCCCCAUCGCGUACGAGGAUUCGUGGGCCGCGCUCGAAUGGAUCGCUUCCCAUGCCUCUGGCGGCGGAUCUGAGGAUUGGCUCAACAAGCACGCCGAUUUCGACUCGGUGUUCGUCGCGGGGGACAGCGCCGGCGCGAAUAUAGCGCAUCGGAUGGCGAUUAGGUUCGGCAAGGAAGGGAUCGGGGGGAUUGGAUUCGCUGGGCUGGUUUUGAUCCAUCCGUAUUUUUGGGGGAAAGAUCCGAUUGGGAACGAGGAGAAGGAGUCGGAGUUCAGGGAAGGUGCUUUUGAGUUCUGGAAGCUGGCUUGCCCGACGACGACGGGGCCCGACGACCCGUUGGUGAACCCGGCCGCCGACCCGGAUCUGGGGAGGCUGGGCUGUUCGAAGGUGGUGGUGGCCGUGGCGGAGAAGGAUUUCUUGAGCGACAGAGGGAGGUAUUACUGCGAGGCGGUGAGGAAGAGCGGGUGGAAAGGCGAGAUCGAGCUCUUGGAGGCCAAGGACGAGCAGCACGUCUUCCACUUGAUGGACGGCGGCUGCGAGAACGCCGUCGCGAUGCGGUCCAAGAUUUGUUCUUUCAUCAAUGGUUGACUUCGGGUCAACGUUUUUGGUGUUCAUAAGAGCAGAUUUGUUGUAACGCGGCCGGAAAAGAAUAAGAAAUGGUUAGUUGAUUGAUCUGGCGGUGGUGUUGCGUUGUCGGCUUCGUUUUGCGGUUUUUCAGAUUCCAGUUAAUAUAUUGCAGCGCAGGUAAAAUAACUGAAUUGCUAAAAUUCGCUUUUAAAAUUGUUAAAGAUUGAUUAAAAAAUAUCAAAGUUGCAU
Linum trigynum is the source of this 1551-nucleotide messenger RNA. The record is from the annotation of a GenBank genome assembly. NCBI's taxonomy places the organism in Eukaryota, Viridiplantae, Streptophyta, Magnoliopsida, Malpighiales, Linaceae.